This is a messenger RNA of Aspergillus clavatus NRRL 1, 1185 nucleotides long. RefSeq names its product putative flavin-binding monooxygenase. Gene Ontology annotation, molecular function: monooxygenase activity; flavin adenine dinucleotide binding. The coding region runs from base 1 to 1185 and encodes 394 amino acids. The record is from RefSeq and is a predicted model, not a curated record. NCBI's taxonomy places the organism in Eukaryota, Fungi, Ascomycota, Eurotiomycetes, Eurotiales, Aspergillaceae. The transcript is spliced from 6 exons.
AUGGCUGUUGUCAACCUUCGCCGACUUCAUCACUGGGCACUAGAUCCCCGCGAAAUCGCCCAGCGAUGGAUCACGAACCUCGGGAUCCCAUUAAAGAACCCCAAGCAUGAGCUCACGAAGCUUGCAGAGCUCUUUCAUGAGGACUCUUGGUGGCGAGACAUGCUUACUCUCGACUGGGGCUUUCACGCGAUUCACAAACUCCCAGAGAUCCAACGUCAGGUCGGCCGUGGUACGGGCGUGCUUCGUCUCACCCAAAACGAGGCAGGGGUCUGGAAAGCAUAUUCGAUCUACACGACCCAGCAAGAGUUAGACGACUUUGAAGAGCCGCUCGGCUUGCGACGGGCUGAGGAGACAAUUGAAACGAUGUCGGGGGGGCUGAGAAAAGGCAACUGGAUUGAACGGCGUCAGAAGCAGGUCGAGUUCCAGGAUGAAGAGCCCGCAGAGCUCCUCGUUGGUGCCGGCCAAGCUGGUCUCAAUAUAGCUGCUCGGCUGCAGUCGCGCGGUGUCUCAUGCUUGGUCGUCGACCGCAACAAGAGAAUUGGGGACAGCUGGCGAACCCGCUAUAGAACUCUAGUGACACAGGAGCCCGUCGAAUACACGCACAUGGCAUACCUCCCCUUCCCACGCAACUGGCCCCAAGAUAAUCCCAAAGACAAACUCGCCGACUGGUUCGAAGCCUACGCCAGCAUCAUGACACUGAACGUCUGGCUUCCAACAAGCGUCAACUCCGCCUCCGACGACGACGCCAAAGCACAAUGGACCGUCACCCUUGCCCGCGGCGCAGACGCAUCCGAGCGAGUCCUGCACCCGCGUCACAUCGUCUGGUGUACCAGCCACUCUGGAGAACCCAAGAUCCCCACUUUCCCAAGCCAGGACUCAUUCAAAGGAACCGUCUACCACAGCAGCCAGCACCACGACGCCGGGCACGACAUCGCACAGAACUUCUACGAGAACGGCGCGGAGGUAACCAUGCUCCAGCGCAGUGGCACCUAUGUCACAACAUCCGAGCAGGGGGUGCUGAUGGCGCACGAGGGCCUUGCACGAGGAGAACGGGUUCGUGAUCGUCCUCACACACUCUUCCUCGACGGCUUAACGGCCGCCGGGUUCGCGCUCGACGCCGGAGUCGAGGGGUCAGGGCUCUUCCGCACGUUCAUAACCAAGGCUGCUGAGGCGGGGCUGGCGUAA